AUGACGAUUCCACAUGCAACGAUCGAUCUUGGUUCGGGACCCAUUGCGGCUCAACAUGUAGCUUACCCUUACACUACGGACCCUUAUUACGGCAACAUUGUCGCUUUUGGCUCUCAGGCACUGAUGGCUCCACUAGUGGGAUUACAGCAACAGACACGAAUGCCAUUACCGUCCGAAAUUGUGGAAGAGGAGCCUGUUUAUGUCAACGCAAAGCAGUACCACGGUAUUUUGCGUCGCCGUCAAGCCCGUGCUAAAGCAGAAGCCGAAAAUCGUCUGGUGAAGGCUCGAAAACCUUACUUGCAUGAGUCUCGACACAAGCAUGCACUUCGACGGGCCAGAGGUUGUGGUGGACGCUUUCUCAACACUAAGCAGCUCGAGGAAGCUGCAAAGGCACAGGCACUGUCAGGUCAAGGAUCAGGAGAGCAGCCGGGAAAUGGUGAAGAUAAAAAGGUGGACCAAGAGCAGAACGGGGGAACGACUGGAAAUCCUGGCAGUGAGGGUGAUGCCCAUAGGGUUUCAGCCAGCAGUGAAGAAGAGCCAGGAUCGGACACUGGCAAGGGGUCGGACAAUCUGUUGCUGAAGCCAAUACCACGUUUGCCAGAGGUUCAUCUGCUGUUGCUGCAGGUGGCCCAGCUUCUGCCGGCUUCCUGCAUGGGGACGCAAAAGUCUCAGCUCAAUAAGAUCCCUUCACUGGCUCUGCCUGUUGCCUCAGCCAUCCUCUCACUGGCUUCUGCUGCAGCUCAAUGA
Closterium sp. NIES-65 is the source of this 747-nucleotide messenger RNA. The record is from the annotation of a GenBank genome assembly. Lineage: Eukaryota; Viridiplantae; Streptophyta; Zygnematophyceae; Desmidiales; Closteriaceae.